Messenger RNA from Pseudo-nitzschia multistriata, 2900 nucleotides. The record is from the annotation of a GenBank genome assembly. NCBI's taxonomy places the organism in Eukaryota, Bacillariophyta, Bacillariophyceae, Bacillariales, Bacillariaceae.
CGAACACCAACAGAACCGAGUGCGGAUGCAUAGUACAAAGCUCAAUUGAAUAAUCAAUCGUCGAAACCACCAUGGCGAAACAAAGUUUGACGGAUGCCGAGGUCAACGUCCAAUCCGACGGACACCAUGUCUGCAUUGUUUGUUUCAGCAGCCUCGAAUCGAACAUGAGAGCAAAGCUGCCAUGCGGUCACGACGACAUGUGCGGAAUUUGCCACCUGCGGUUGCGCCACCUGCACGAGGACAAAAAAUGCCCCAUUUGCAAGCAAACGAACGAUACCAUCAUUGUGGACAGCGACGAUACGAAAACCUUCGACAGCUACCCCCGGUGGGGCGAUGAAAUCGGGGCCGGCUUUGUGUACAAAGCCGACGUUGGCAUGUUCUUUGAGGAGAAAUACUACGAGAAAGCCGUUGUGCCGCUUUACGAAUUUUCUUGCCAAAAAUGCGACUUUAAGGUCGACGAGAACUACAACCAGCGCGCACAAGAAGACGACGGCGACGACGAAAACAACAAAGGCGGCAAGAAAAAGAAGAGGAAGCCCCUCCGCAUACUGCAGGACCACCUGCGAAAAAAACACCGGCUUUCGAUGUGCCAGCUGUGCAUAGAUCACAAGCGCGACUUUGUGUCUCAGCUUCCCCGAUUCACCGCCAGCCAGCUGCAAAACCAUCUGAAAAACGGAGACGGACCCGGCUCGGGGUUUUCCGGCCACCCGAUUUGCGAAUUUUGCCGCCCGAAACGGUUUUACGAUGUCAAUUUCCUUUAUAAGCACCUGCACCAAGAACACUACAAGUGCCACAUUUGCGAAAAACAGGGUUCCGACAACCAGUGGUUCAAGAACUACAAAUCGUUGGCCCGCCAUUUCGAUAAGCAGCAUUUUAUGUGCCACCAUCCACAGUGCCAGGCAGCACGGUUUGUCGUCUUUGAAAACGAACUAGAUCUUAGAGCACAUGGUGAGUAUUUCGGAAGGCUCGGCCUCGUCGAACCCCUUUAUUGUCUGCUGGUGAAUUUUUGGCUUUGGAUCCUUAAGGUUAAAUUGGUCGGAGCUCUGUCUCUCAUGCUCUGCUCUAUCGUCUGUACAUCCGCUACCAGAGAUUUCUGUUCACGGUGGUACAUCCACUGGAUCCACAAAGAUCAACCUUGAAUUUAAUAUCCGUCGGGCGAAUGGAACGAGCGGGAGUGGUGAAAGACAGAGGGCUCCUGCCGAGGCAGACUUCAACUACGAUCUGGAUGGCCAGGCAUUCGUGCCACCGGCUUUGGCCAACGACAACAACAGCAACGAUCAGGGCAACAACGGCAGCAACAACAACGCAUCCGAGUUGCACCCGCAACACGUCCAGCGGACGGAGGAGUUGCGCGCCCACGCCGCAGCGGUGCGGCAACAACAAGCCCUCGAUAACCAGGGAGAGGCGUUCCCUACCUUGCGGGAUGCGGCGGCACCAUCUCCGUCAUCGGCUCCGUUGGUUGGCUGGACGUCUGGAACAGCCCUCCAAAACAUCAACGGUUCGAACCGGAGGGUCGGGCAAGUUACUGAGGAAUCCUUCCCUACUCUACAAUCCAAUUCUACCAGCCAAAGAAACAAAAAGAAAGCAAUGAAGGGAAGCAUCGGAGCCGCGAGACGACAAUUUGCUGCGAUGACAACAGCUGCCAACCAGCCAGCAUCAAACUGGGGUGGAGGCGAUUCCGCGGCCUACAUUGGAUCGGUUGCAGCAUCUCCGGCGUCUGGGGGAUAUGGCAACCCGUUUUCUUCCGCUAUGCCGGCGAGACAAAUGAAUCGGCAAGCGGACCUGGCCCCCGACAACUUUCCUUCCCUGGGGCCAUCGUCGUCCUCCGCGCGCUCGGCGGCGAGUGCCUUGGCGAGCAGAAACUAUCAGCAAAGAACCGUCGCUUCUGCUCCUCCGCCAUCCAUAAACAGUGCCGUAGACUUUCCUUCCAUGUCGAGCAAUGGUCGAAGCUCUACUGCUCAUGUAAGCAGGAACAUGGCAGCAGCUGCGCAAAACAGGCCCAAGCCUCCGCCAUCGAUGAACAGUGUAGAGCAUUUCCCGGCACCUCCUUCGGCAAAACCCGUGGCAAAACCCAAGAUCCGUGACCAACUACUUGGAAACGCAAACAGGAAAAUGCCCGCACAAGACAAUGUUCUUCGGGCAAACAUGUCCUCUGUAUCGUCGACCGAUGCCAAGGCUACUCUGGAAGACAUGAAGACGUCCCUUGGUCAAAAGAAUUUCAAACAACUCAAAAAGCUGACUAAGUCGUUUGCACAGGAAGCGAUUGCUCCAGAGGGAUAUGUCGAUCAGUGCGCUGCAUUGUUUGAGAAGAGCUACGACGAUCCAGAUUUUUGGUCAUUUUUGCCGUCCCUGCUCGAAUCUUGCCCCAAUCAGGAGAGUUCGAAGCAUGCCCUAAAGUACAUGAAUAGUUUGAAACGGCAGAAAUUCGGAAGCAGCGAUUCAAGACCGUCGCCAUCAUUUGCAUCGUCUGCUGCUGCCAGGGCGACGCCCUCGCAAUGGAGUGCUCCUUCCUCCAAAUCGAGCGUGAUGCGGCAGGUAAUUCCCCCCCCACCCCCUCCUUCCUUCGGUGCUCCUCGCUCAUUGACACAGCAGGUAGCAGCGGGAGUAGGUCGCCCACAGACGAUGGCAUCGAAAAAGAAGGCUGCAUGGGGAUCCGGUGGAAAAGCGACCAUCGUAAGAACGAAAGCUCCACCAGGAUCGGUAGCUGCCGCAGCUGCGACUCAGGGCCCACAAGGAGGAACUGCAACGAAAUUUAUGGCGAAGCAGCAGAAGCAGCAAGCAAAAAGCAACACCAAUACAAACAACACGCAGCAGCAGAAAAAAGCAAAAAAGAAGAAGCAAAAGAACGAGCUAAAGGAUCUGGCAUUCGGUAGAUCAUAAAAUAAAAGAUGUUUUGAACA